Molecule: messenger RNA, 858 nt
Organism: Eruca vesicaria subsp. sativa (arugula)
Lineage: Eukaryota; Viridiplantae; Streptophyta; Magnoliopsida; Brassicales; Brassicaceae
Source: the annotation of a GenBank genome assembly
AUGGCGUCAACAACAACAACAACAACAGUACCAGCUACUGAACUUUUCACUAGCCUCACCAUACCCAUCACCUUAGUCCUAACAUGCACUCUUCUCUUUGUCAUCGUCGCAGGAUUCAUUUCUCUCCUCUUCUGGAAAUGUUUUCUAAACCGGUUGUUCUCAGCUUGGACACGUCAGAGAACACCCUACAAUGACCUAAUCCACGUCACCACCCCACCUGAAAACACAGGCCUCGACCCAUUCAUCAUCAAAUCCUACCCUGUCUUCCCCUACUCAUCAGCAAAAAUCAAAAACCAAGUCACCGAAUGUUCCAUCUGCUUGUCAGAGUUUACAGAUCAAGACACCGUUAGGGUCAUAACGGUAUGUCGUCACGGGUUUCAUACAAGUUGCAUUGAUCUUUGGUUUGAGUCACACAAGACUUGUCCCGUUUGUCGGUGUGAGUUAGACCCGGGUCUUGUCGGAUCUGCAAGCCAUGAUGAGUCGGUCAGAAUCACUAUUCAAGACCUAAACCAUGAUGAAGAGACUCUUCCUAGCGCUAGCUCGAGCAAAAGGGUUAUGGAGGGUUCGCCUUGGAGAUUCUCUAGGUCACAUUCUACGGGGCGUUUUAAGGUUAGGAAUGUGAAGAUUAAGAGAAGAUCACAUUGCCAAACAGGAAGCAGUAGUUUCAUGUUUGAUGAAAACCCUGUCCCUGGUAAAAGGGUUAGGGAAAUCUCGGCUUGGAGAUUCACGAGGUCUUAUUCUACAGGGCAGUUCAUGCGUAAGCCGAGGGAGGCUUGUGUUAACUUCAAAGGUAGCUGUGUCUCGUUCGAUGAACUUACUCAGUAUAUUGACCCUGAAAAAUAUAUUAUGGCUUGGUGA